Molecule: messenger RNA, 540 nt
Organism: Microthlaspi erraticum
Lineage: Eukaryota; Viridiplantae; Streptophyta; Magnoliopsida; Brassicales; Brassicaceae
Source: the annotation of a GenBank genome assembly
AUGAAGAGAGAAAGAUCCGAGUUCGAAGAAUCAAUCAAGAAUCUAGACAUUGCGCAAUGUCUAAUGAUACUAUUACAAACCUCCAUGGUCAAAGAGAUUGGUGUGAACCGAUAUACGGAGAGCGAUACAAGUAACCGGUUCGAAUGCAAAACGUGUAACCGGAGAUUUUCUUCGUUUCAAGCCCUUGGGGGCCACCGGGCAAGCCAUAAGAAGCCAAAGCUCACCGUAGAACAGAAAGAUGUGAAACAUCUUGGCAACAAUUACAAAGGAAAUCAUUUGCAUGAGUGUUCGAUAUGCGGUCAGAGUUUUGGAACGGGACAGGCUUUAGGCGGCCACAUGCGACGCCAUAGGUCAAGCAUGAUGGUCGAGCCAUUGCAGUUCAUAUCUCCGGUGACUCCUACCAUGCCGGUUUUGAAACGAUGCGGUAGUAGCAAGAGGGUUUUGUCUUUGGAUUUGAAUUUAACUCCAUUAGAAAAUGAUCUUGAAAUCAUUUUUGGGAAGACUUUUUUCCCAAACAUAGAUAUGAAGUUCGUUGUUUAG